Messenger RNA from Closterium sp. NIES-65, 4638 nucleotides. The record is from the annotation of a GenBank genome assembly. NCBI's taxonomy places the organism in Eukaryota, Viridiplantae, Streptophyta, Zygnematophyceae, Desmidiales, Closteriaceae.
AUGGCAGUGGCAGGGGAGGCAACAGCAGUGCAAGUGGCAGCAGUGCGGGUGGCAGCAGCGCGUGUGGUAACAUGCGUGGCAGUAGCGGCGGAGGUAGCAGUGUGGGUGGCAGCAGCGCGUGUGGCAACAGGUGUGGCAGUGGCGGGGGAGGCAGCAGUGCGGGUGGCAGCAGCGCGUGUGGCAACAGGUGUGGCAGUAGCGGGGGAGGCAGCAGUGCGGGUGGCAGCAGCGCGUGUGGCAACAGGUGUGGGAGUAGUGGGGGAGGCAGCAGUGCGGGUGGCAGCAGCGCGUGUGGCAACAGGUGUGGCAGUUGCGGGGGAGGCAGCAGUGCGGGUGGUAGCAGCGCGUGUGGCAACAGGUGUGGCAGUUGCGGUGGAGGCAGCAGUGCGGGUGGCAGCAGCGUGUGUGGCAACAGGUGUGGCAGUAGCGAGGGAGGCAUCAGUGCGAGUGGCAGCAGUGCGUGUGGCAACAGGUGUGGCACACCUGCUCUCACCAGCAGUAGCACCUGCUCUCACCACAAGCACCUGCUCUCACCACAAGCACCUGCUCUCACCAGAAGCACUUGCUCUCACCACAAGCACCUGCUCUCACCACAAGCACCUGCUCUCACCACAAGCACCUGCUCUCACCACAAGCACCUGCUCUCACAACAAGCACCUGCUCUCACCACAAGCACCUGCUCUCACCACAAGCACUUGCUCUCACCACAAGCACCUGCUCUCAUCACCAGCACCUGCUCUCAUCAGCAGCAGCACCUGCUCUCACCACAAGCACCGGCUCUCACCACAAGCACCUGCUCUCACCACAAGCACCUGCUCUCACCACAAGCACCUGCUCUCACCACAAGCACCUGCUCUCACCACAAGCACCUGCUCUCACCACAAGCACCUGCUCUCACCACAAGCACCAGCUCUCACCACAAGCACCUGCUCUCAUCACCAGCACCUGCUCUCACCAGCAGUAGCACCUGCUCUCACCACAAGCACCUGCUCUCACCACAAGCACCUGCUCUCACCAGAAGCACUUGCUCUCACCACAAGCACCUGCUCUCACCACAAGCACCUGCUCUCACCACAAGCACCUGCUCUCACCACAAGCACCUGCUCUCACAACAAGCACCUGCUCUCACCACAAGCACCUGCUCUCACCACAAGCACUUGCUCUCACCACAAGCACCUGCUCUCAUCACCAGCACCUGCUCUCACCAGCAGUAGCACCUUCUCUCACCACAAGCACCUGCUCUCACCACAAGCACCUGCUCUCACCAGAAGCACUUGCUCUCACCACAAGCACCUGCUCUCAUCACCAGCACCUGCUCUCACCAGCAGCAGCACCUGCUCUCACCACAAGCACCUGCUCUCACCACAAGCACCUGCUCUCACCACAAGCACCUGCUCUCACCACAAGCACCUGCUCUCACCACAAGCACCUGCUCUCACCACAAACACUUGCUCUCACCACAAGCACCUGCCCUCACCACAAGCACCUGCUCUCACCACAAGCACUUGCUCUCACCACAAGCACCUGCUCUCAUCACCAGCACCUGCUCUCACCAGCAGCAGCACCUGCUCUCACCACAAGCACCUGCUCUCACCACAAGCACUUGCUCUCACCACAAGCACUUGCUCUCACCACAAGCACCUGCUCUCACCACAAGCACCUGCUCUCACCACAAGCACCUGCUCUCACCACAAGCACCUGCUCUCACCACAAGCACCUGCUCUCACCACAAGCACUUGCUCUCACCACAAGCACCUGCUCUCACCACAAGCACCUGCUCUCACCACAAGCACCUGCUCUCACCACAAGCACCUGCUCUCACCACAAGCACCUGCUCUCACCACAAGCACCAGCUCUCACCACAAGCACUUGCUCUCACCACAAGCACUUGCUCUCACCACAAGCACCUGCUCUCACCACAAGCACCUGCUCUCACCACAAGCACCUGCUCUCACCACAGGCACCUGCUCUCACCACAAGCACCUGCUCUCACCACAAGCACCUGCUCUCACCACAAGCACCUGCUCUCACCACAAGCACCUGCUCUCACCACAAGCACCUGCUCUCACCACAAGCACCUGCUCUCACCACGAGCACCUGCUCUCACCACAAGCACCUGCUCUCACCACAAGCACCUGCUCUCACCACAAGCACUUGCUCUCACCACAAGCACCUGCUCUCAUCACAAGCACCUGCUCUCACCACAGGCACCUGCUCUCACCACAAGCUCCUGCUCUCACCUCAAGCACCUGCUCUCACCACAAGCACCUGCUCUCACCACAAGCACCUGCUGUCACCACAAGCACCUGCUCUCACCACAAGCACCUGCUCUCACCACAAGCACCUGCUCUCACCACAAGCACCUGCUCUCACCACAAGCACCUGCUCUCACCACAAGCACUUGCUCUCACCACAAGCACCUGCUCUCAUCACCAGCACCUGCUCUCAUCAGCAGCAGCACCUGCUCUCACCACAAGCACCUGCUCUCACCACAAGCACCUGCUCUCACCACAAGCACCUGCUCUCACCACAAGCACCUGCUCCCACCACAAGCACCUGCUCUCACCACAAGCACCUGCUCUCACCACAAGCACUUGCUCUCACCACAAGCACCUGCUCUCAUCACCAGCACCUGCUCUCACCAGCAGUAGCACCUGCUCUCACCACAAGCACCUGCUCUCACCACAAGCACCUGCUCUCACCACAAGCACCUGCUCUCACCACAAGCACCUGCUCUCACCACAAGCACCUGCUCUCACCACAAGCACCUGCUCUCACCACAAGCACCUGCUCUCACCACAAGCACCUGCUCUCACCACAAGCACCUGCUCUCACCACAAGCACCUGCUCUCACCACAAGCACUUGCUCUCACCACAAGCACCUGCUCUCAUCACCAGCACCUGCUCUCACCAGCAGUAGCACCUGCUCUCACCACAAGCACCUGCUCUCACCACAAGCACCUGCUCUCACCACAAGCACCUGCUCUCACCACAAGCACCUGCUCUCACCACAAGCACCUGCUCUCACCACAAGCACCUGCUCUCACAACAAGCACCUGCUCUCACCACAAGCACCUGCUCUCACCACAAGCACUUGCUCUCACCACAAGCACCUGCUCUCAUCACCAGCACCUGCUCUCACCAGCAGUAGCACCUUCUCUCACCACAAGCACCUGCUCUCACCACAAGCACCUGCUCUCACCAGAAGCACUUGCUCUCACCACAAGCACCUGCUCUCAUCACCAGCACCUGCUCUCACCAGCAGCAGCACCUGCUCUCACCACAAGCACCUGCUCUCACCACAAGCACCUGCUCUCACCACAAGCACCUGCUCUCACCACAAGCACCUGCUCUCACCACAAGCACCUGCUCUCACCACAAACACUUGCUCUCACCACAAGCACCUGCCCUCACCACAAGCACCAGCUCUCACCACAAGCACUUGCUCUCACCACAAGCACCUGCUCUCAUCACCAGCACCUGCUCUCACCAGCAGCAGCACCUGCUCUCACCACAAGCACCAGCUCUCACCACAAGCACUUGCUCUCACCACAAGCACCAGCUCUCACCACAAGCACCUGCUCUCACCACAAGCACCUGCUCUCACCACAAGCACCUGCUCUCACCACAAGCACCUGCUCUCACCACAAGCACCAGCUCUCACCACAAGCACUUGCUCUCACCACAAGCACCUGCUCUCACCACAAGCACCUGCUCUCACCACAAGCACCUGCUCUCACCACAAGCACCUGCUCUCACCACAAGCACCUGCUCUCACCACAAGCACCAGCUCUCACCACAAGCACUUGCUCUCACCACAAGCACUUGCUCUCACCACAAGCACCUGCUCUCACCACAAGCACCUGCUCUCACCACAAGCACCUGCUCUCACCACAAGCACCUGCUCUCACCACAAGCACCUGCUCUCACCACAAGCACUUGCUCUCACCACAGGCACCUGCUCUCACCACAAGCACCUGCUCUCACCACAAGCACCUGCUCUCACCACAAGCACCUGCUCUCACCACAAGCAUCUGCUCUCACCACAAGCACCUGCUCUCACCACAAGCACCUGCUCUCACCACAAGCACUUGCUCUCACCACAAGCACCUGCUCUCACCACAAGCACCUGCUCUCACCAUAAGCACCUGCUCUCACCAGCAGCAGCACCUGCUCUCACCAGCAGCAGCACGUGCGCUCACCGGCAGCGAGGUGGGAGCGCGAGGAGAUGUCGGCGAGGACGAGCUGGAUGUUGGUCUCGGCGCUCGUCACCAGCAGCAGCACCUCGCGCUCCUCCCUCGCCCGCUCACCGCCGUCGCCCGCUUGCACCGCUCCUCCGCUACCCCCUGCAGCCCGCCCCCCCCCGGCCUGCCUCCCCCCGGCCUGCCUCCCCCCGGCCUGCCUCCCCUCGAGCUGCCUCCCCUCGAGCUGCCUCCCCUCGAGCUGCCUCCCCUCGGGCUGCCUUCCCUCGGGCUGCCUCUCCCCAGGCUGCUGGCGCGGGGACCUGCGAAGGGCACGCGGCGGAGAAGCAAAGGUGAUGGCGCCGCGAGUAGUGACGCCGCGAGUGAUGACGCCGCGAGUGGUGACGCCGCGAGUGAUGACGCCGCGAGUGAUGACGCCGCGAGUGAUGACGCCUAG